Messenger RNA from Phycomyces blakesleeanus NRRL 1555(-), 673 nucleotides. RefSeq lists its product as hypothetical. The transcript is spliced from 4 exons. Gene Ontology annotation, cellular component: plasma membrane. Bases 23 to 607 code for a protein of 194 amino acids. The record is from RefSeq and is a predicted model, not a curated record. Gene Ontology annotation, molecular function: GTPase activity; GTP binding; GDP binding. Gene Ontology annotation, biological process: Ras protein signal transduction. Lineage: Eukaryota; Fungi; Mucoromycota; Mucoromycetes; Mucorales; Phycomycetaceae.
AAUAAUAUAGUUUAUUACAAAGAUGGCAAAGAAAACAAAGAAUGCUAUGACUCUUCACAAAGUGAUUAUGGUUGGAUCCGGUGGUGUAGGAAAAUCAGCCUUGACACUCCAAUACAUGUACGGUGACUUUGUAGAAGAAUACGACCCAACCAAGGCAGAUUCCUACCGCAAGAAGAUCAUGUUGGAUGGUCAUGAAUGCGACAUUGACAUUCUAGACACAGCCGGACAAGAAGAAUAUGCAGCUAUUCGCGACAAUUACUAUCGAUCUGGUGAAGGAUUUCUUUGUGUAUUUUCAGUCUGUGAAUACGAAUCGUUUGAACAUGCCCAAGAGUUUAGAGACCAGAUUCUCCGUGUAUUAGAUGAUGACACCAUUCCAUUUAUCCUGGUAGGAAACAAGGUUGAUUUGGAACAUCUACGCAAAGUAACGACCGAAGAAGCCCAACAGCUUGCCCAGGAGUGGAAUUGCAAUUACAUGGAAACAUCAGCCAAGACACGAUACAACGUAGAAAAUGUCUAUACAAUGUUGAUGCGACAAAUAAGAGAUCGCAAAGAACAAAUGUCAAUGACAGACUCAAGAUCAAAGAAAGGAAAAUGUAUCAUUCUAUAGACAACUUGCAAAAUAAUAAUUAUAAAAAAUAAUAAUAACAAGCACAACAAUAAUCACAUUAACCGC